AGUUUAAAACUGUUUAAUUUUCAAAAUCUAAAUUCUCAUAUCUAUCUAAUCGCCAUCGUCAUCUUCAUCUUCAUCAUGUCAUCCACAAGAGAAACUAUGCAAUAUCCUUUGACUGCAUGGAAGUUCCUAUUUUUUCCAACAGUAAAAUCGAGUGACCUUUUUUCGGUAUUCAUGAAAGUCACUCUUGCUAUCUUCGUUUUCCUUUCAGCCUAUCUCUUCUUCUACCACUCUUUUACAACCCACAUAAAAGUCCACUCUUGCCCUCAGUGUGACAGAUUCAUCACUGAACAGAAAUUCAUCGACGUUGUUGAUACUAACAAUAACAAUACUUCCGUCAAUUAUGAAAAGACAAAUUUAUCACAUAUUUUGUUUGGCAUCGGCGGCUCAACACAGUCAUGGGACACUCGCCGGAUUUACUCUGACUUAUGGUGGAUUCCUAACAUUACCCGCGGCUACGUUUGGCUGGAUGAGAAGCCGAAAACUUGGCCGGAGAUGUCGCCGCCGUACAAAAUCUCCGAGGACACAUCGAGUUUUAAAUACUCUUGCUCGUACGGUUCGCGCUCUGCCGUGCGUAUAGCGCGUAUUGUCAAGGAAAGUUUCGAGCUUGGAUUGGAUAACGUUAGGUGGUUUGUUUUGGGAGACGACGACACAGUUUUUUUUGUUGAGAAUUUGAUCACCGUGUUGGGAAAAUAUGAUCAUAAUCAAAUGUAUUAUAUUGGUGCCAAUAGUGAAAGUAUUGAGCAAGAUCUUAUACAUUCUUAUACCAUGGCUUACGGCGGCAGUGGCAUCGCUAUUAGUUACCCUUUGGCCGCUGAGCUCGUUCGGGUUUUAGAUGGAUGCAUUGAUCGAUACGAUUCGUUUUAUGGGUCUGAUCAGAAAAUACAAGGUUGCAUGGCUGAGAUUGGUGUACCCCUCACCAAAGAACUCGGUUUUCAUCAGGUUGAUAUACGAGGGAACCCGUAUGGCUUACUGGCGGCGCACCCGCUGACUCCAUUGGUGUCGCUCCACCAUCUAGACUAUGUAGAUACCAUAUUUCCGAAGAUGACUCAAACUGAGGCGCUCAAGAAGUUAAUCAGUGCAUAUGAAAUGGACCCUAAUCGGGCUCUGCAGCAUAGUUUUUGUUAUGAUUUGAUCCGUAGUUGGUCCGUCUCUGUUUCCUGGGGUUACACCGUGCAGUUGUAUCCAUUUUUGGUGCCGGCGAAGAAGCUGGAAACGGCGUACUUGACGUUUAGGACAUGGAGGAGUUGGAGCGACGAUCCAUUUCACUUCAAUACCCAAGCCAUGAGCCCCGACCCGUGUGAAAGACCGCUUAUUUAUUUCUUUGACCGGAUUGAGAGGGUUGAAAGGAACAAGACCUUGACGACGUAUACAAGAUUCAUAGAUGAAAAUGAAAAUGAAAAAGCUUGUGCUAGACUUGACUAUGCUCAGGCUUUGACCGUCGAAUCUUUCAGCAUCUCUGCGGCCACGUUGACAACUGACGUUUGGAAAAUGGCGCCACGUAGACAGUGUUGCGAGGUCGUCAACGGUGGAAAAGGGACAGAAAGGGAAAGAGUUGUCGAGGUCAAUAUUAGGAGCUGCAAUAGCUUAGAGAGCGUCACUCCACCGUAGAAGAAACCGACUUUUAUAUACCUAUUUCACAUUGAAAGUCACGCAGUCAACUGAUUGUAAAGUUACACGGCACCGUUUGGCUCAACCUGGAGAAGGAGAAGAAACUCGUAAAUAUUUUAUUGAUUAAUUUGUUUUUUCCUGGAGCUCAACCGACUACUAGAUCUAAUAACAAACUAAUUUCACAUGAUUUAUUUACUUCUGAAUAGUUCAUCUUAA
Messenger RNA from Mangifera indica (mango), 1824 nucleotides. RefSeq lists its product as uncharacterized. Bases 76 to 1608 code for a protein of 510 amino acids. The transcript is spliced from 3 exons. The record is from RefSeq and is a predicted model, not a curated record. Gene Ontology annotation, molecular function: acetylglucosaminyltransferase activity. NCBI's taxonomy places the organism in Eukaryota, Viridiplantae, Streptophyta, Magnoliopsida, Sapindales, Anacardiaceae.